This is a messenger RNA of Corythoichthys intestinalis (scribbled pipefish), 7283 nucleotides long. Its product is annotated as gastrula zinc finger protein XlCGF57.1-like. The transcript is spliced from 3 exons. The record is from RefSeq and is a predicted model, not a curated record. The coding region runs from base 531 to 2537 and encodes 668 amino acids. Lineage: Eukaryota; Metazoa; Chordata; Actinopteri; Syngnathiformes; Syngnathidae.
UCAAGUCACUCUUAAAGCUCUUUGCUGAUCUUUUGACACCAUCCCAACUGCCCCCUACUAUAUAUCCUCUCAACUGGACCCCCAGAGGGUGUAUAUUUAAUUAUUACGUUUUCCGAUAGGUGCAAAUGUGGCUGUCGGAAAUAGUGAUACUCCUCUACUGUGUCUAAGAACAAUCAAAACACUCUUAAAGCUCUUUCCUGAUCCCCUGACACUAUUCCUACUCCCACCUACCACAUCUUGUCUCAAUUUGACCCCCAAAGUCUGUACACUUUAUCAUGACAUUUUCUGAUAGGGUCAAAUGUGGCUGUCAGAAAUUGUGAUCCUCCCCAACUUUAGGUGGGGCUGUAACAUUGACACUUGCACUUUUGCGAUAGCCGAUUAACCCACUUUUCAGCUCUGGGGGUCCAAUAGACCCUACUCACCUACAUCACAAAAUGGGCGUGUCGCUGUUUCCGGCCGCCAUAUUGUACCUAUUUUUUUAGACCUAUUCUCAUUGUUUUCAAUUAGUCGAGCAAGUUAUAGAGCAAUUCAUGGAAGCCCCGGUGUUAUCUGACGCUGUAAACUCAUUGGAUGCGUUGCAUAAAAGGCGUUACGUGGAAAAGCUUCAGUUUAUCCAUUCGCCAGAUCCGUAUUUGAUGCCUAAAUCGAUGUUUUUCGACCCGCUGGCUUCCCCGUCUUUGCCUGACAUCUGCUAUCCUGAUAUUUACAACUAUCUUGUCCACACAAAAUCAGCCUAUUCUCACGAAAGUUUGAAAAACUUUAAGAGCUUGGAGGCUUAUAAAUGCUACGUUGCUGGUUGGGUGAAACAGGUCCUCGUACACGAAAAUUCGGCAGGAAUCUUGUGCUUGGAAGAUCUAUGUGUCAGCCAAGCCCAUUGUCUUGAGCACCAGGAGUCUUCAUUCGUCAAGGGGGAGGAGGAAGAGUCGCCAUACAUCAAGGAGGAAGAGUCCAUUCACAAUAAAGGUUUCAGCAAAUAUCUUUGUCCUGACGCUCAACAGCUAAAGAGAGAAGUACAAAUUCCAAUCAAAAAGAAGGAGGUAGAGCUGACAUAUAUUAAAGAGGAGGACGAUAUCACCAUGUCGACUGGUGAGCCCUUGAAUAGCGAGGAUAGUCCGAGUGAGGCCAGCGGAGCGAUGGAGCCUCCAAGCAGCAGCUCAACAGAAGGAUCGCAAGCACACAUUUUCAUCACACCAUCAGAUAGAAAUGGCGCCACGUCACUCUCACCUUACAAAGAUGAUGGUCAGAAGAAAUCUCACCGUGACGACAAACUCUGCAAAUGCUCUCAGUGUGGGAAAACCUUUGUUAAUAAUUAUAGUUGUCGUAUGCAUAUGAGGAGCCACACUGGAAAAAAAACUUUUUCCUGCUCAAUUUGUGGUCAAGGAUUCAAUAGAAAGCAAAACUUGAAAAUACACACAAGAACCCACACUGGUGAAAAACCUUUUUCCUGCUCAGUUUGUGGAAAAAGAUUCACUCAGAAGAGCGACUUAAACAAACACACAAGAACCCACACUGGUGAAAAACCUUUUUCAUGCUCAGUUUGUGGUCAAAAAUUCACUCAGAAGAGCCACUUAAAUCAACACACAAGAAUCCACACCGGUGAAAAACCUUUUUCCUGCUUAGCUUGUGGUAAAACAUUCAGUUCCAAAAACAUCUUAAAAGUACACACAAGAACCCACACUGGUGAAAAACCUUUUUCCUGCUCAGUUUGUGGUAAAGGAUUCAGUCAUAAGAAUGCCUUAAAAGUACACACAAGAACCCACACUGGUGAAAAACCUUUUUCCUGCUCAGUUUGUGGUAAAAAAUACACUCAUAAGAGCCACUUAAAUCAACACAAAAGAACCCACACUGGCGAAAAACCUUUUUCCUGCUUAGCUUGUGGUAAAACAUUCAGUUACAAAAACAUCUUAAAAGUACACACAAGAACCCACACUGGUGAAAAACCUUUUUCCUGCUUAGUUUGUGGUCACAGUUUCAGUACAAAUACAAAGUUACAAAUACACACAAGGACCCACACUGGUGAAAAACCUUUUUCCUGCUUAGAUUGUGGUCAAGAAUUCAGUCGUAAGAGUACCUUAAAACUACACGCAAGAACCCACACUGGUGAAAAACCUUUUUCCUGCUCAGUUUGUGGUCACAGUUUCAGUGAAAAGGCAAAGUUACAAAUACACACAAGAACCCAUACUGGUGAAAAACCUUUUUCCUGCUCAGUUUGUGGUCAAGGAUUCACUCAAAUUCAAAACUUAAAAAUACACACAAGAACCCACACUGGUGAAAAACCUUUUUCCUGCUCAGUUUGUGGUCAAGGAUUCACUCAAAUUCAACACUUAAAAAUACACACAAGAACCCACACUGGUGAAAAACCUUUUUCCUGCUUAGAUUGUGGUCAAGCAUUCAGUUAUAAGAGUGCCUUAAGAGUACACACAAGAACCCACACUGGCGAAAAACCUUUUUCCUGCUCAGUUUGUGGUGAAAAAUUCGCUCGCAAGGAUUGGAUUAAGAGACACGUGUGUGUUGGUGUGAGAAGCAGUGGCAAAUGACUGUUUUGCCUGUCAUUCACGCUGCCUUCAUCAGAUUGUGCACGGAGGUCAAUUGUAGUCUUUAGAGUUUCCUGAAAUCCUAUUGAGGAUUGGCAGUAUUGGUGCCUUACAUGUGCUUUGUCCAAUCCUUGUAUGUUAUGGAUCCACACUGUUGCCAAAAGUAUUGGCUCACCUCAUGCAACUCUCAAGUUGAGUGGCAAUACUACUUUUCACAGCUAAUAUUUGAAACAGUAGACACCAAAUUACAAAAAUUCUAAACCCUUCAUCAAUAAUAUAAUUACAUAAAUAUGGAAAAUUAUGAUUGGCUCACAAAUAUUUGUUAUUUGCGGAGGGGUGAUUAUACAGUAUAUAAUUCAAAAAGUUACUAUUACUGCUCUUGAUUGACAGUGACAUAUUAUGGCAGAGUAUUAGGGCCAAAUAAAGGGAGGGGAAAAAAGGACUACGAGAUUAAAGUUUGUACUCUUACUACAAGAAAAAAAGUAUUAUUACGUAGGGGUACUGUAGCUGAAUAAGGGGCUACGCACUUUAUGUUCAUGUUCCUUAGCUGGUCUCUCCGACAAAGCAUCAGUAAAAUCAUUCCAUUGAUUAUAAUUUGAUGUAGAUGAGCUAAAAGAUAACUGAUUUUCUUAUUUUGGAAACUGAUUCUAAAACACAGCCUCACAAGAUGCUUUCAUUAUUGAUGACUUUAGUGGAGGCGGCAAAGUGCUACAGAAAGUACGUUGCUGCUUAUUCAGCUACAUUACCCCUACGUAACAGGACGACUUUUUUUCCUCCUACUAACAGUGCGACUAUAAUCUCGUAGUCCUCUUUUCUUUAUUUUGGCCUGAUACUUUUUCCGACAAAUUGGACAAUAAUGAUAAAAAUUGUUAGUGCUUUUAAUCAUUCAGGCCCACCCACGUCGAUGAAAAUCUCUCGACUCUGCUUCGAAUGUAAAGUGCUUGUACUUCACUGUGAUUAAAUUUAUUCAUUAUAAACAACUUUUUAUUCAGGCCUAACCUCCUCUUCCCUUUGUUCAGAACAAGCCUAAUUAUGAUUAUAAUAUUAUAACUCAAAACUAGGGUUGUAACUAAAACCGAUACUUUGUUACAAAGUUGAUUCUAAGAUUCAGAAAAUGUGACGGUACUGCCUUUACUGCAAUACCCGAAGGAUCGCCGGUACCGACACGACAGAUCUGGCUGCUGCUUUUGUGUGGCAUACGAGGAGAAACAAGUUGCCGGACAAGCGGUCAAUUACACCGCUAAAAUGGGGGUUGUAAAUGAGCAGUUAUGUGGCAAUCCAGGCUGUGCUAAAGAACGAGAGUAGAAUUUACCUUUUUUUUUUUUUUUUUGCCAAAUAAGGUCCCUUUUUUUAGGACACCAUUACCUUCUUUUCCAAACUGUUUUUUUCUUCAACCAUCCCGAGCAAAAGAUCCUUGUGUCAUCUGCAAAUAAAACAAAUUUUAGUAUUCUUGAAACUUUACGUAUAUCAUUUAUAUAAAGAAUAAACAGUUUUGGACCUAACACUGAACCCUGGGGGACGCCACAAGCAAUGUCCAAGCAUGAUGAUGAAUAGUUACCCUCUUCAACCAGUGUAGUGCCAGCCCCCUGAUCCCAUACUCUUCAAGUUUAUUGAUCAAAAUGUCAUGAUUAACAGUGUCAAAUGCUUUAAGAUCUAAGAAUAUUCCAACUGAGUGUAAUUUGUGAUCAAUAGCAUUACUGAUCUCCUUAAAAUAUUCAAUGAAAGCUAGUGAUGUUGAACUGUUUGCCAUAAAUCCACCCUGACUGUCAAAAAGUUAUUUUUACUUAUGAAUUUGUUUAAUCUGUUGUUGAAUAAUUUUUUUUAAAGAAUUUUGGAAAAUUGUGGAAGUAGAGAAACAGGCCUGUAAUUUGUGAGGUGGUGUCUAUCUCCAGUCUUGUAUAAUGGCACUACUUUAGCUAUUUUCAUUUUGUUUGGAAAUUUACCCGUUGAAAAUGAUAAGUUACAGAUAUAUGUUAGUGGUUUUGAAAUCCCCUCAAUGACCUUUUUCACAACUGCCAUGUCAAUGUCAUUUGAAUCAGUGGAUGUUUUACAUUUACAUGUAUUUAUAGUUAGGGCCCGAGCACUAGACGUGCGAAGGCCCUAUUGUUUUGCAAAGGAUUAUUAUUAUUAUUUAUUUAUUUAUUUAUUUUCAGGGCAAAUGAAAACGGCCAAUUUGGAGGCCUGAACAUGCGCGAAAAGUCACCAAAAUUUGCACAUACGUGCGGAAAAUUGUAAAUUUUAAUAAUUUAACAACGUUGCAAAAAAAUGUAACAAAAUGGCUCAGUGGCGCCCCCUUGAAAUUUUAAAAUUGGCCUAUAACAUUAGGGUUUGUCAGCGUUUAGCAAUGAAAUUUGGGGAGUCUAUACCUUGUCUAAAACCGCUUCAAAAAAGCAUUGGCACCCAUAUUCCAAACCCAACAGGAAAUCGGUUAUUUUGGAUCGAAUAUGAAAUUUUUAUCGAUUUACAGGGUGCACAUUUGAGACCUUUUCGCCGAGGGAGUUAGUUGGAUCAUCUUCAAAAUUGGUGAGACUGUUCAGGAGACAUAUGAGAUCUUAAGUUUCUAAAAUGGUGUGUUUUCAUUUACGGGUCUGACCUGGGCGUGGUGCCAAAGUCGGCCAUUUUUUCGGCAAAACACCGAAUUCAGUAAAUGGCUAAUAAUUCCUUGACACAACUUUCAAUCUUUUUCAUAUCUGCCAUGUAUAUGCGGUAUCCCAGCCUAAACACGACUGCAUUGAAAUAUUACCCAUUAGGCCUAGCGCCCCCUAGUGAGAACAGGAAAUGCCUUUUUUUACGAGACAGGUUCCUCCUCCAAGGGAAAAAAAUCUGUUGACCUCAAACCUGCAUCAGGGGAGCCUUAAGACCUGUGUUCAGGUGCCUGAUGAAAAAUAUUGAGGUUUCGUUGAAGCGGAGGGGUCCAAACAUGAAAGUGAAAAUGAUCGUCAACAAUUUGUCUCGCAAAAUACUUUGAACAGUCAUAACUCAGCAGAUAUACAACAUAUCCGCGCCAAACUUCCCAUGCUUGUUGAGAGUCAUACCCUGAAGGGUCCUGUAGGGGUCAUUUGCAUCAACUCUACAGUGCCAACUAGUGGCGACAGAAAGGAGUUUUAAAAAAGGCCUUUCCUAUUGGGUUUUUUCAACGUAGAGCAAUGAAAUUUGGGGAGUAGAUACCUUAUGCCUAACUGCUCAAAAAAGCCUCUUGCACCCAUAUUCCAAAUCCAACAGAAAAUCGGGUAUUUUGGAUCGAAUGUGAAAUUUUUGUCCAUUUCUAGUACAGUUUACAUUUGGAGGCCUGGACAUGCACGAAAACUCACCAAAUUUUGCACAUACAUGCGGCUUUGUGUGGAUUUUGAUAAUCUUGAAACGUUACAAAAAAAUGUAACAAAAUGGCUCAGUGGCGCCCCCUUGAAUUUUUCAAGUUUUCAGUUUUAAAAAAGGCCUUUCCUAUUGGGUUUUUUUAACGUAGAGCAAUGAAAUUUGGGGAGUCGAUACCUUGUGCAAAACUGCUCCAAAAAGUCUCUUGCACCCAUAUUCCAAACCCAACAGGAAAUCGGGUAUUUUGGAUCGAAUGUGAAAUUUUUAUCAAUUAACAGGGUGCACAUUUGAGACCUUGUCACAGAGGGAAUCAGUUGGAUCAUCUUCAAAAUUGGUUAGACAAUUCAGGAGACAUAUGAAAUCUAAACUUUUCAAAAUGGUGCGUUUUCAUUCAUGGGUCUGACCUGGGCGUGGUGCCAAAGUCGGCCAUUUUUUCGGCAAAAUGACAAAUUCAGUAAAGGACUAAUAGCUCCUUGAAACAACGUUCAAUCUUUUUCAUAUCUGGCAUGUAUAUGCGGCAUCCCACCCUUAACACAAGUGCAUUGAAAUAUUACUCAUUAGGCCUAGCGCCCCCUAGUGGGAACAGGAAAUGCCUUUUUUACGAAACAGGCUCCUCCUCCAAGGAAAAAAAAUCUAUUCACCUCAAACCUGCAUCAGGGGAGCCUUAAGACAUGUGUUCAGGUGCCUGAUGAAAAAUACUGAGGUUUGGUUGAAGCACAAGGGUCCAACAGGAGAAGUAAAAAUGACUGAAGCCAUUUCGUCUUACCACAAGUUUUGAACAGUCAUAACUUGUACAACAUAUCUGCGCCAAACAUAUCGUGCUUGUUGAGUCGUAGUCUGAAGGGUCCUGUAGGGGUCAUUUGCAUCAACCCUACAGCGCCAACUAGUGGCAAUAGAAAGUCACUCAUUUUUUAAAAUAUAUGUCCAGUUCUUUUCAGGUUGGUCAUUGUAGUUUCAAGACCUUUUAAAAUACUUAUUUUACGGCCCAUGUCCACAUGUCUCUGUCUGUUGCUGUGAUGACCCUUUAUUCGCUCCUUUUUUGUAGUCCUCUGUCCAAUAGGGGUUUUUAUCUCUUAGGUGUGUGAAUGUAAAGAGGCAACUUUCGCGCAUGUUAGGUUCUAAUGAGAUGAUUAGAGAGGACGAUCUGCCACCACCCUGACCUGCACACUGUCCGAGUUGCAUGACGUCCGAGUUGCGCUAGAUUGCGAGGGCCCGUUCAGUCCUGCUUGCAGGCCUAGUUUACUAUUGUAUUCUUUCCUACAUACCCUUAUGAUAUUGGUCAGUAUAGUUUUUUUCUGCCUCUGUAUUUCUUUGUUUUAUGAAUUCUUUAUACAGUGUAUUUUUUGUUGUCUGCUCUGCCAUUGUAUUGGCCAGUUUUUUUUUUGUUUUUUUUUAUCAUAUAAUGAUGUGAAUAUAUUCAAAAAUGUUUCAUUUACA